Symbiodinium sp. CCMP2592 is the source of this 4038-nucleotide messenger RNA. Lineage: Eukaryota; Dinophyceae; Suessiales; Symbiodiniaceae. The record is from the annotation of a GenBank genome assembly.
AUGGCCUCCUUGGAGGAGGCGCAGGCCCAGCUGCGCAAUGCGGCGCAGAACCUCGUGCUCUCGGCAUUGGAUGAAUAUGGCCGGCUGGGCUGCAAGCUGGUGUCAGAUAAGGGGCAGCCCCACCGGAAUCUCGAUUCUCGCGACGCUUUCGUCAAGGCCGCCUACCGCAAGAUUCUGCUGCUGGUCCAUCCCGAUAAAUGCCAGGGCAGCGAGAAGUCGCAUCUUGCGACGAAGGCCCUGCAGGCCAUCUGGGAGAGCCGGCUAGGUCUGAGCCGGUUCGGAUGGGACUUGUUUUGUUCGCGGAGCUUCCGUUUUCGACUAGAGGACCAGUUCGCGGAAGCAGAGGCCCGCGUGAACUCCUUCAAGAACGCUGCCGGGCCGCAACCUGCAGGCGGACCUUCGAACUUCACCGGACCUGCCGGUGCCCAUGCUUCCGGCUCUGAUGGCUCGACCGAGGGCGAUGCUGGGAGAGCGGCCGGCUCUGCUGAAGCCCCUGCUGACCCUCCUGGCUCAACCGAGGGCGAUGCUGGGAGAGCGGACGAGGACCUGCAAGGAGGGCGAGGAGAUGGACUCCCCGCCGAAGCAGACGGACCCGAUGCACUGAAGAGAGCCCUCAACUUGGAUUCCGUGAGUUCGGCCUCUACGACGUCCUCCGUUCGAUCAGGCUGCGAGCCCGCAACAUCAAGGGCGGAUCUGUGUGGCGGAGGAGGAGGGGAAGGCGGCUCCAGGGAUGCAGGCGCGGCGCUACAGCGGCAUCCGGCUAUACCGGCCCCGGUCGCGCCGAGCAAGAAGCGCAAGGGCUCCGAGGCGGAGGAUGAGAACAAGGUCCGGAACUCCAUCAUCGGCAAGCUUCCGAGCGCUCUCAAGCAGGAGCUCCGGCUGGACAUCCACGAGAGCCUGGUCGGGAAGAGCGCCUUUGGCUUUGCGCGGCUUGUGCGGUACAUCUGCCGCAAAGACUUGGGGCUGGUCGAGGUCGACGCGGUCAACUCCUACUUCCAGAUGACCGUCAGCUACGCCUUCGGGAUCAAGCGCGAGCAGGCCAAGCGCUUGUUCAUCUCUUUGUGCUUCGGCGGGUCCCUGUCGAACUGGUGCUCCGAGGUGAUGGGAUACAUCCCGGAGGAGGACGACCCGAUGACCGGCGAGCUCAUGAAGACCUUGCAGUGCUUCCAGACGGAGUGCCGGCGCCUUCACCGCAAGAUCCGCAGGAGUUUCACUCCGGCGCAGCGGGAGUGGUUCAAGGAGCGCUCCGAUGCAUCGGCGGCCUUCUCGAAGUACGCUGACCUCGAGCGCAAGUUCCUGGACACCCUCAUCGAGGCCGCGGGGAAGCAGCUGGUCUCCGGGGAGCACGACGGGGUCUGUGUUUUUCGGGAGGCCUCGCAGAGAGUCUUGGACGCGGCGGUGGCACUCAAGGAGCUGCCGAACCCCUGGACAUUCGCAUCCGAGGAGUACUCGGAGUUCGACUGGCACGUGGCUGCGCGGAUGCCCCACCGCGCCUUCAGCGAGCUGCGCAACUUGGUUGGCCGCUACAGGGCGAGAGGGAGGUGCGGGCCAACACCGCGGACCUGGUGCGCUACGUGCCCACAACAAGCUGGACGAGAAAUGCAGCACCACGAGUACUUCACAGGGCAGGGCUUCUGGGUGGAGCGGCACGGCGAGUACAUGCAGCGGCAGAUCCAGGAGGUGCUGACGCAGAUCAACCGGCACCCCCUCGCUUACACUUGGACUCCGCCGAAGCCCUUCAACCGCGUGGCUUUGCCCACGGCCUGGUGUCGAGCGUCCUUGGCUUUCUGGGCGAGCGCACGAUGCCCUCCCUGGACGGCGCGCGCAUCAACGGCCUCCUCCUGUGCAGCGACGGCUACAUCCUGGACUUCAACAGGGGGCCGCCCAGAAGCGCCGGCGAACCAGGCCUUCGGAUCGGCCAAAACCCUGGAGGAGAACGAGAAAGUGGACGGCGUCAUGACGGAGACGAUCGAGAUGCUGUACCUCUGGGGGGGCGGCAGCUCCGGCAAGGACGUCCUCAACCUCCUGAUCUUCGCCGUGCUGGGCUUGGGCCCGCUGCUGGCGCGCGUGGAGCGCAAGAGGGCCGUGUGGGCGAGCGAAGUUCCGCACCACACCCACUUGAAUGAAGAUUUCGUCAAGCCCUUCUGCGAGCAGGGCGGCGCUCCGGUUCCAGCUCGCCGACUCAACAAGGCGCCACGCGACUUCAUCCCCACCUCGGUGCUCCUGGCUACCUCCAAUCAUCCGGCGCAAGUGGAGCGGAAGUCCAUGACGGAGGAUAAUGGAUGGGACAGGCGACUUCGGUUGUUGGAGACGAAAGUCAAAUUCACAGCCAAGAAGGAGGACCUGGAGUGCAACGAGAUGAAAGCCGACGACAACCUCAAGGCUCGAGUGAACCUCGGCCACUACAACGCCUCCCUGCUAUUCCUCGUGGGCGAGCUCUUCCCGACCUUGAAGCCCCGGUUCAACGAAGGCACGGAGUUGGUGCCGAAACCCGCGUGCAUGGAGGAAGCUGAGAAGGAGUUCGCUUCCAAGCAGUCCGGCAGCCAGUUCAAGCAGUUCGUCAAGGGCCGCUGCAAGCGGGUGGAGCACAAGAUCGACGGCUCCAAGUUCGCGGAAAGCUCUACCUGGGCGGACAUGAACUGGUCCAGGGCGUUGAGCUGCACGCCGCCGUUGGCCAGCGCCACGAGCUCGCAAUUCCCGCCGGCCGGGGCGUUGUUCUGCGUGCCCAGGAAGAGCCGUGCCACGCCCGUCGGGGCCUGGUUGAUGACGGCCAGCUCGCAGAAGCCGCCCGGGUCCCCGAGCCCCGUGACGGCGGCGAAUUUCGUGUUCAGCUCCAGUCCCGCGGUGCCGCCGGAAAGGUGCAGGUACAGGUAUGGGCUCCGGCGCGAUGGCGCCGUUGACGAGGAGGGUGUCAUUGACCAAGACCCCUUGAACGCCGCCCUCGAUGGAGAGCCACGGCGCCGCCGCCACGGGCGCCUCGACCCGCAGGCUGCUUUUCAAGAAAGGUGUCUCCGAAUCGGCAUGACGCCGGAGCUGUAUGGCAAGCUCAAAGAUAAGGGCUAUGACACCUUCGGGAAGAUCGCCUUUGCUGCUGCGAGCUCCCCGCAGGCCCUUACCGAUGAGGCCAUCGAUGUGUGGUUGGCCACGGUCGUAGAUCCAAGGCCUUCAGCGUUCCAGGUUUCGGUGAUCAGGCGGCUCCUAUUUGAAAGCCAGUCGCUCAACAUCGCUGACUUGCGGACCCGUGUGGAAGGCCAGCCUGAAAACACAAUCAAGAAACUUCCCACUGCUGAACGAAUAGCCAGACAAGAAGCUCAGCAGGCUCGCUUGAAGGGAGUCGUCUUCACGGUGUCGAACCAGCCAUCCCAUGCGAGCAUCGAUCAGGUCACCGACAUGUUGGAAAACAAUUCCUUGCGGUACCUGCCGAUGAACAGGUGGACCUCCCGGUCACAGGAGCUGAGCUUGGCAAAGAAGGACUCAUCGAUCCAAAUCGACGCGGAGGGAAACCUCAAGCUAGGCACUAAGGUCCCGGAUCCUGUUUGCGACACAAAUGGUGCUUAUGCGCUUCGGCAAGCCUUCUUUCGCCGCUCGCUGGCUCUGGACCUAGGGAACCUCUGCACCUUUGAGGUGAUGGAGGAGUGGGUCAACACCAUCUUCGAACUGACCCAGCGGCAGGUUCCCACCGGGUACACCAAGGUCUCCUUGUCCCAGAUUGUAGCAGCAGAUAAGGAACUCUUCAUCAGGGCAGCGAACAACCUUGAAGGAAAGCUCCAGAAACCAGUGGGAGCUACCAAGCCGUUGGAUGCAGAGCUGAAGCGUUUGUCUGUGUCGCAUGACAUCACGCAGUUCUUGUCACCCUUGCUCACCCCGCCUCCGCCGGCCCAUCCUACCAAGAGGCCCCAGGAUGGUGACGACGAUGCACCGCCCAAGAAGACUAAAGGCAAAGGUGACAAAGGCAACAAAGGCGGGGGCAAGGGCAAGACACCGAGGAUCGAGAUACCUGAAGGUGUCCGAAAGGAUUUCACCAGUGUUGGAAAAUAG